Messenger RNA from Lindgomyces ingoldianus, 2203 nucleotides. RefSeq names its product Rhodanese-like protein. The record is from RefSeq and is a predicted model, not a curated record. Lineage: Eukaryota; Fungi; Ascomycota; Dothideomycetes; Pleosporales; Lindgomycetaceae. Gene Ontology annotation, biological process: G2/M transition of mitotic cell cycle; protein dephosphorylation; positive regulation of G2/MI transition of meiotic cell cycle. Bases 461 to 2203 code for a protein of 580 amino acids. Gene Ontology annotation, molecular function: protein tyrosine phosphatase activity. Gene Ontology annotation, cellular component: nucleus; cytoplasm. The transcript is spliced from 4 exons.
GACAAGCUGCAGCUCGGCAUCCUCAGCAACCUCAUUCAUCUGCUCCCGCGGCCCUCUCUCUUUCCCUCUCGACCUUCUCCGUCCCCCAGAAGGCCUCUCUCCUCCCCUCUUUAGUUCCUCUCGUGGUUGUUGGCACAGGAAGUCGGUCGUUUUUGGAUAUCCCACUGGGGCAGCUGCUACUCGCUCUCUGAUCCAUCCUGACUGCGCCCUCAUGUCUACUGCGGGCCAAUAACCACCUCUCCGGCACGCUCCUCAUAUCGCUGUAGCAGCUGGGGUUAUUUACUGCGAGCAUCUUCAGAUUGGAAUUAAUUUUCUUGUCUUGUAUGCUUAUCGACUGCCUCCGGUCCAGCAAUAGCCUCAACGCCAGCGUUUGAGUCCGAGAACGUCGCACGCUCGUUUCCCUCGCAGCAGCGUUACCUAUACGACCGAUUGGGCCUCUUACCACUCGUCCGUCGCCGUCAUGGAGAUGUCAUCGCCUCUGGCGGCCAUGCACCCGCCGGCCAUGCCCGCGCCCUGGGGCUACCGACGCGACCUGCUACCCUCCAAGCCGCUGUUUGCCACGCACACCUUCAGCGCAAAGAACUUCAACUUCAAGGAUAAGAGCAUGAAAAAGACGAACGCGGACUACUUCACAUUGCAGCCGGUGCGAGGGUCUUCGCCGACAGCGAGUCUGGCGGCCGACAUGUCCUCGAAUCUGCAUGUCGACCAAAGUCCCCAGCUCGUAACUCCUCGCCGAUCGCUCUUCACCUCGAACCUGUUUCAACCAUUGGACAAUCGAGAAGGAACCACAACCCCACCAGUCCGGUGGGAAGGCGUUAGGACACCACCAAUCCCAUCGUCGUCUCCUAGCUUUGGCCCUGAUUCAAUGGACAUCUCGCCUCUACCUCACAAAGCACCCUUUAGCUUUGUUACCGAGCGGUCUAUCCCAUCUCCAACACCAGAAUCGACUCCGGCUUCAGAGGAGGACAUGCUGUCGCCAUGCGAGAUUGCACCCCAGCCUCCUUAUUUAGAGGUGCCGAGGCCGGUAUCUGCCACUGAGUCAGUUAUUUUCCUAUCCACUGUCAGAAGGACCAUGCUAACGAGUCCAAGGCGGAGGAGAUCUAUCCUGCUUCGACCAUCUCUUGCUCGGAAUAAGAAUUACUCAACUAACACUGUAUCCUUCAAAUCAAAGGAGAACAGCUCCUUGCCGGCAUUCAAGUUCGGUGCAUACGAUGCAUUCUCGAAUGCACCAUCGCCCUCGUUGGACGAAUGCUUUACCGCGUCGCCUCCCCAAGAACGUAAAAUGUUUUCGAACCCUUCGGUAGGUGUUUCGAAGUCUAAGCCGUUCUCCAUCAACACGAACAUGUCUCGUGCGAAUGGGUCGCCCCUCAGUGCCAACAUUAGGAAACCUGCCGGGCCGCCUUCGCGACGUCCUAGCAAGUUCAGGCGAUCUCUGAGUAUGUACGAACACCCCGGCGACGUGAUGAACCAGAAUCAGGACAAGGACAAUUAUACACCCAGUGGUUUACAAGCUGUGAUGGAUGUCGACGACACUCCUUCCCUCAAGCUCCCACAUUUCACUCCCCCGAACGAGCCUGACAGCCUUCCACGCAUAACGGAUAUGACCUUGAUAGACGUUCUCAAUGGUGAUUACAAUCACGAGUUUGAAAAAGUCGCUAUUAUUGAUUGUCGGUUUGAGUAUGAAUACCAAGGGGGUCACAUUAAAGGCGCAUUAAACUUCUGUGAGAAGGAGCAGCUCGCUAAAGAGCUUUUCGACCCAGUUUCGGCCUCAAAUACUCUUCUCAUCUUCCACUGCGAAUACUCCGCACAUCGCGCACCUCUCAUGGCCAAGUUUGUGCGUCACGAGGACCGAAAGGUGAACUCCUUUCGCUAUCCCAAACUUACGUACCCCGAGGUAUACAUCUUGGAUGGAGGUUACAGCUCAUUCUACGAGUCCCAUCGAUCCCGCUGUUUUCCUCAGAAUUACCUCCGGAUGGACGCCAAGGAACAUGAGAAUGCCUGCGAGCGUGGCAUGAACAAGCUUCGUCAACGCUCAAAACUCAACCGGGCACAGACUUUUGCUUUUGGACAACAAUCAUGCCAGAUGGAAGACAGCCCUACGGGCAUCGCCAGGUCAAAGACAGGUGGGAUUUUGACGCUUGGAGGCGAUGAUACAUUCAACAUUGGACGAAUAGGCGCCUCUCGUCGCAUGGCUUCAUACUAA